CACGGGACGGGGAUGCGACCGGGAGCAGCUUCCACGGCUGGGUUUCGGGCAGGGGAAUAAAGUACACCGGUCCUUUGCUUCAGUUUUCUCGUUUUCAUCCGUAGACAUGGCAGAGAACAGUUGACUCAAAGCGCGUUUCUAGAUGUUCCGGCCACUUUGGGGGUAGAUUAUUUAAUUUCUGAAGAUUGGUGUUGAAUUUAUUGUGCACUAAUGGCUUGCAAAGACGGUAGGGAUUCCUGAGGCUGGACCUGGACAGAAUUGUACCUACCCGUCAAUAUGUCCAGUUGGAGUGUGAUGAUCUCUAUGCACAGGGCUUAUGGAAUAUAGCCUGUUCUGUCACCCACUCCACGCGCUCUCCGUCAGUCCCGUGAAGAAGAAACUCGGGCUCCUCUUCAUCAUGCUGCUCCUCUGGGUCUACAUGCUCUACUCCUGUGUGGGCUACUGUGCCACUAUGCCACCAAGUUUAGUCAUGGACAAUAGUAAAAAUAUUCAAGACAUUGGUUAUCUCGGGAAAACUGAGGCGGAGAGUGGCCGAGCGGACGUCGUGAUGUCCAAGCUGCUCUCCAGACCGCAGAGCUCUUGGACGGACUUGGAAUCAGAUUAUGAUGAACCUACCGUCAGAAGGGCACCCCGAGGCUUCUCUAAAAACGAUGUGGACGCGGACCGAGCUGAGGAGUGGGACGGCGGGCGAGGAGGAGAUCAGAGAGUCUCUGCGCUGUCAAGUUUCUCCAAUGGCUCGGGCAGUCAGAAGCUGCCUCAGGCGAUCAUCAUCGGCGUGAAGAAAGGCGGGACGCGCGCGCUGCUGGAGUUUCUGCGCGUGCAUCCCGAUAUUCGCGCGGUCGGAGCGGAGCCGCACUUUUUCGAUCGUAACUAUGACAACGGACUGGACUGGUACAGGGACCUGAUGCCUAAGACCCUGGAGGGCCAGAUCACCAUGGAGAAAACACCAAGCUACUUUGUGACCCGUGAGGCUCCAGCUCGGAUUUAUGCCAUGUCCCGUGACACCAAGCUGAUCGUGGUGGUCCGGGACCCCGUCACCCGAGCCAUCUCAGAUUACACACAAACAUUGUCCAAGAAGCCUGAUAUCCCCACUUUUGAGAGCCUGACGUUCAAAAACAGGACUACAGGGUUGAUAGACACCUCAUGGAGCGCCAUUCAAAUCGGCAUCUAUGCCAAGCACCUGGACAACUGGCUACAGUUCUUCCCCAUGGGUCAGAUUCUGUUUGUGAGUGGAGAACGAUUGAUCAGUGACCCAGCUGGAGAGCUGGGUCGUGUUCAGGACUUCCUGGGACUUAAGAGGAUCAUCACAGACAAACACUUCUACUUCAACCAGACCAAGGGCUUUCCUUGUCUCAAGAAGGCUGAGGGCAGCAGCAAGCCCCAUUGCCUGGGCAAAACCAAAGGGAGGACCCACCCAAACAUUCACCCUGAGGUAGUGCAGAGACUUAGAGACUUCUACAGACCAUUCAACAUGAAGUUCUACCAGAUGACCGGGCAUAAUUUUGGAUGGGAUUAACUGUGAAUGGAGAACACACACAAAAUAAAUUCUGUGUAUUUGCAAUGGCAAAAAGACAUUGCCAUUGCAUUGAGAUGAUUGCUAUAUAUAUGUAAAAUGUACAGAAAUCUAUUUUAUAAUAAUUUAUUUUUAAUUUCUAAGCAAUUAAUUCACUAAGCUGCCUAACCAAAUUAUGUAUAACAUCUAGCCCAACUCUAGUCUCGCCACCAACAUUUUUGAUUUGCCGUGGUUAUUUCUACACAAGUUGAAUUUAUGGUGCUUCCAAAUUAUUUCAAUUUACAAAGACUGAACUCGAAAAUGUUUGACAAACAAAAAACACAAAAUUUUUUACGGGUAUAGUGCAUUUACAAACCAAUAGCGACAAAAAUUUGCAAUUCAUUUUAUUCUGAAUGUUUAAAGAAAUGUACCUUUAUGACAGAGGGGAAUGGGCUAUAUUUCACUCUGAAAGUUAUACUCUUGACCACAUUUAUUGUUUCAUUACACUCCAUAUUGUCCUACUACGUUCAACUGAUAAGCAAGAGAGCUGAUCCAAAGCCCCCCUUUACUCAAUACAAUGUGGAUCAAUAGCCCUAAUUGCUACUUAUAGUGUCACUAAUGUUUAGAGUCAACCGCUGGCCUUUCACUUGCAGAUUCCUGUAAUGAAUAGGCAAUCCAAUGAUGGUUAAAUCAGAUCUCAGACAACAGGCAGCAUGUCAAUAUUAUGCUAAUCGUGUAACUCAUCUAAAAAAAUCGAUUAGGUUUCUCCAGUCUCAAGGCCCUAUUAGAGGAAGAUCUGGCCAACAAGUCCUGUUACUGCCCUGUCUAAAAGGUUCAAAGGUCAAGUCUCAGUAACAUUCAAUGAAAGGAACUGGAUGGGAUAAAAGCGACACUGUUAAGGCUUAUGCACACUGCCCCAAAAAAACUGUUAUUUGGGCUUUGUUAGGUCAAUGUGUUAACCGUGUUUGUUUGUUGGAUCAGUAUGAAGAUGCUAGUUGUUUCCUAAUCUAAAGAACUGUUCACACAGAAAUCGAUUUUGUGUCCAUAUGCACUUUUUUUCAAUAGUUUUUUCAUGUAAACAAGUGCUGGACAGACAUUUUUGACUGCUGCAUGAAAUCUUGCAGAUUUUUUUAUCGCCUCGUGCAGGAGUGCCACUUUUUUAAGAAGUCAUGUUGUUAAAAUAACAAACUUUUUGAACACCUUUCAAAACUCUUUGUUUUGAGACAAGCAUCUUUUAAAUAGUUGUAAACAUAAGCUAGGUGGAAAUCUUUGACUGCUGCACCAUGUUUAGAUGUUUUUUUUUUUUUUUUUUUUUUAACAUCUCGCACAGGAAUGCCACGUUUAAAAAAAAAAAAAGAAAAAAAAAAAGCCUUGUACACUUGUUCUAUUAGUUGCGCCACAUCUAGCUGUUGUAAUGGGUUCAGGAUGGGCAAGGAGGAGGCAGGAACCGGUUGAACAGUAAAUGUACGGCACGGUCGUGUGUCUCUUUCUCUCUCGAACUGUCAUCUCCGGCUCCCCUUUAUCUCUCUCUGCCACUGAUUACGAGACUCAGUGCCAGCUGUGCACCCUCAUGGCCCGGUCACACUCUCCUUCUCGUCACACUCCUCCCCUGCCCAAUUCAGGUCGGGGCACUCCAUCCCCCAGUGAAUGGCAGCAGCAAGGACUCCACACACACACACAUCCCUCAUCCUUCUCGGGUUUUGGCACCAAUGUAAUGGGUUCAGGAUGGGCAAGGAGGAGGUGGGAACAUGCUGAACAGUAAACUUAACUUUUAAUGUCAUAACUGAUCUUAAAAGAACAUGAAACAAACAUAAAAACACACAGCACGGUCAUGUAUGUCUCUCUCUAGAACUGGCAUCUCCGGCUCCCCUUUAAAUCCCUCUCCCACUGAGGGAUAUUAAUCAGUUAAAUCAGUGCCGGCUGUGCACCCUCACAGCCUGGCCACGCCCUCCUCCUUGUCACAGGUGUGUUCUGUGUGAACGACCCCUAAAUCCUCAAAUCCAACAGCCAACUAUACAUUGUUUGAAAUUUUGGUGUGUGUUGGUAUGUUUUUGGAGCAGUGUGAAUUAGCCUUAAUUGGAGCCAAAUUACACGUGAAGCAGACUUAAAGAUAGCGGGUAGAUCUCACCCGCUACUGUAUUUCUAUAGGAGUAUCAAAAGCUUUACCCUAAUGUGAGUUGGUGCCAAUACUGACUCAUACUAGAAAAUACAGACUGAGGGUGCAGAGUAAUGUUUCCUCUUCAUCCCAUCUAAACACAUUUUGGUUCACAUCUUAGUUCUCCUGUUCUUGCCAAAUUUUAUCAAGCUUACAAACCUGCAUUAAGAUGCUCAUUGUUGUAUUUUUUGGUUUCAUAGACUCUGUGUACUUUUGUUUGACUUUCUACUUGAAUUUUUGAAAUCCAAGGGGGAGAAACAGUCAGUCUCUCUUGAUCUGUGACUGCUGAUAUGGUGGUGGUCUAAAAGGCAAGAUUAAGGCUUUGUGCAGCUCUGGUUAUGGUUCAGUCAAAGUACCUGAUACAAUAUCAGCUCUCAAUAUCUUUGGUUAAGAUUUAAGGGAAAGUUCACCCCAUAAAUGAAAAAUACAGUGUGUCAUCAUUUACAUUACAUACAUUUACAUGUUGUCCCAAACCCACUUUCUUUCUUCCAUGGUACAUAAAAUUAGUUUUUUUUGCUGAAUGUUUUCCAUACAAGUGAAUGUUGAUGGGGAUUAUAUACUGAUUAACAUCUCCUUUUGUGGUCCACGGAAGAAAGACAUACCGUUUUGGAAUCAACCUGAAGUUGAGUUAAAUGAUGACAGACAUUUAGCUUUAACAUUGGGUUGAUAUAAACUGAUCCUGGAUCAAAAUUUGAGGGUAGCAUCACAGGGUGGUCUUAAAGCAGACUAUAGCAGGACCAUUACGAAUGUACUGUUCUGAUACUUCACUUUCUCUCAUCCCUAUUUAAUAUACUGGAAAUGAAAGGCAGAGGGGAAAAGUUUGUCUGUUUGUUUGGUUUUGGAUGGAUGCAAUGAAAAAAGCAAAGCGGUCUGAAUCGGCUCAUUAAUUUUUGUUUUAGAACAUGCUGUGCCUCAAACCCCUGUGCUAUGCUAAGCCAAUUUCCUUUCAUUUGGAGAGGAGAUUGUAAUAUUUAUCAACUGUGAGGACAACAGUCCUUUUAGAGUCUGAAUUAAUUGGGGGGGAAAUUUCCCAGUGCAUUUUUCCUACUUUAUGCAAUUAAUCAUAUAGUCAGAUGUUCUGAGGAGGCAAAAAGAAAAAGAAAAGAAAGAAAUAAUGUGACGUUUCUCCUUCAACUGUUUGUUACUUGCAUUCACAUUGGGUUAGGAUGGCAGUGAAAUAGGGUCUAGCAAAUGUUCAUCAAAUGCAAGCCCAUAGGGCCUCCUGUGAUUUUCUAUGAGUGCAAUUAAACAGAAACAUCAAUUCCAGGAUAACUCAAAGUAGAGCGUUAUUGCUCAGGUAUUUUUUUCGGUAAAAUGUGUAAAGUUCAUCCGUCACUGAUUACAUGUGAACUGCAUAUGGAUUCUGAUCUGUCAAAAUUUGGUCUGAGCAAAGUUUACACUCUUUGCUCAUGUUAAUGCAGUGUGUUCUGAUGCAUCUUUUUAAUGGUUGAGUUUUAUUCAACCUCACAGAGAUAUUCAAAUGUUUGAAAUGUUUGUCUUACUCCGAGUAUAACACGAUAAAUAGAAUAGAAAUUAUCUUUAUGUACAAAUCAUGAAAGACAUGUAAACCAAGUAUUUUGUGGUAUCAACAAGAAUUAAUUUUACACCAUGAAAGAGCAAAAUGGAACAGAUGUUUCUAGAUAAUUAAAUACUGAACAUUCAUACUUUUGCUUCAUAUGAAGAAUAAAA
Xyrauchen texanus (razorback sucker) is the source of this 5336-nucleotide messenger RNA. Its product is annotated as heparan sulfate glucosamine 3-O-sulfotransferase 3B1-like. The transcript is spliced from 2 exons. The record is from RefSeq and is a predicted model, not a curated record. Gene Ontology annotation, molecular function: [heparan sulfate]-glucosamine 3-sulfotransferase activity. The coding region runs from base 317 to 1516 and encodes 399 amino acids. Lineage: Eukaryota; Metazoa; Chordata; Actinopteri; Cypriniformes; Catostomidae.